This is a messenger RNA of Nicrophorus vespilloides, 1906 nucleotides long. RefSeq names its product atrial natriuretic peptide-converting enzyme-like. The record is from RefSeq and is a predicted model, not a curated record. Gene Ontology annotation, molecular function: protein binding; serine-type endopeptidase activity. NCBI's taxonomy places the organism in Eukaryota, Metazoa, Arthropoda, Insecta, Coleoptera, Silphidae. Gene Ontology annotation, cellular component: membrane. Gene Ontology annotation, biological process: proteolysis.
GUCUCGGUGGCUGGUUGGUAACGGCCGGGAGGGUGGUAGCAGGGUGGAAGCUCGUGGUUAGUUCCCUGUGGCGCAGGCCCUAGAUCUGAACCGCUUUCAGAAGCAGUCGCGUACACAUGUCAUCAUACCGUGAUCACCUAACGUACCCAGAGUUCAGCGCGCGUCCGUAACUUGCACGCACGUCUCAUGCGCUCUAAGGUGACGCGAUAAAUGCAACAAAUCUUUGAUUUAGUGGAGAUGGUCGAGCACGUGGAAGCGCGUCCGAGGCCAAGGUGGGGGAGCCUAGCUACGGAGCAUUCGUUCCUAGACCUUCUUCAGGAAGAGACACCCUCGAGCGCAGUGCUGCAGCCGGCGGCUUUAACCCUGGCCCCAAUAAACGCAAAUAUUUACUCGAGAAGACACUCUUCCCACGCUUGCCCAACAAAUGAGUCCCAGAAGACGUCCUCGUUCCAGGUAGUGCCCAAGGCGACAGCUACUCCAUCAUCCUCGUCGGCUCUUCCACCGCUGCCUCUACGGCCGCCGGCCGUCCCCAAGCGCAAUUUCGUACCCAUGAUUGAACCCAAAGUGAAACCCAAGUCACCUCCGGCUAUACCACAAAGGAAUCGCCGCCUUCCUCCGGUGCCUCCGGCCAGGAAGACUCGCAGCGCCUCGCCCAAAAACAAAUCGACAUCCUUUGAGUUCGAGUACGCCAGGAUUACGAUACCGCCGGCACCUAUGGGUCCGCCGCCACCAGCCCCUAAGGCGUACCACAAACAGAUUUCACCGGCCAACAAAACUAAUAACCCGAAAGUUUCAAUCCGUCAGGAUUCGAGUAUUUCCAGCGAUAGCUUCAGUCAAAACUCAUCGCCCAGUUAUACAACGAAAACUAUGGAAACGCCCCUGCUGCCCCCGAAGACACCGGUUAAACAAAACGGCGUUAUCAAUAAAUUACAACCGCAUGUUGCUGAAGAUGAUUCCAGUGGGAACUCAACAAUAACUAAGAGCGCGUCGACGCCAGCCAGCCUCCAAGCCAUUGUCAGAUUACAGAACGGAUCCAACAUGACAUUACAUCACAGGAUCAUUAAGGACAUAAGACGCCCUUCCAGUCAUUACGUGAGCAGGAUGGGGUUUCGCUUUCGCUUCGCACAAGUCCUGAUUAACGCUCUCUUCCUUUUGGGUAUCGGCAUUGGAAUGGCCAUCUAUUUUCGAGCAUAUCCAUUGGAAGUCCACAUAGUCAAUAAUGCAACUAUGAACACGUCUGGAAUGUCUCAAAUUGUAAUUUACGAGAAGCCUGUUGUUAAUCCGGCGCCUGGAAUCUGUCUACCAGUUAUUGUGAACUUCUGCCAGAAUCACAAGGUUCCUUACAACUUCACCAUCUUUCCGAACUUCAUGGGUCAUUUCGGGCAGCCAGAAGCACAACAAGAGUUAGAAGUGUAUGAUGCAGUCGUCGACGUGAGAUGCUACGAGUUGGCAGCUCUUUUCCUAUGUUCAGUAUUCGUACCAAAAUGUGGUCCCAAUGGUAUCCUCGUUAGACCCUGCAAGAGCCUCUGUCAAGAAACCAAAAGACGAUGCGGAUUUUUCCUGGACGUGUUCGAUUUGGAGUUACCGGAUUACCUGUUGAAAUGCGAGUAUUUCCCUGAAAGCGCCGAUCCCGAUGUGUGUAUAGGGCACAAAGAGGUGAAGGAAGCGAAAAUACGCGCCUCUAAACCUGUAUGCCCUUCCGGAUUCCAGUGUGAUGUGAAACGAUGCAUUCCCAAAGAUUGGCAUUGCGAUGGACACAUAGAUUGUAUGGACCAGUCGGAUGAAUUGAAUUGCCAACAAUGUGGUCCAGGGAUGAUACACUGCGGAGCCGAGCGAUGCAUGUCUCAGGAGCACAUGUGCGACGGUAAAGUCGAUUGUCCUUGGGCACAGGACGAACGUAAUUGCC